This is a messenger RNA of Otolemur garnettii (small-eared galago), 814 nucleotides long. It is a transcript of the gene THPO, whose product is annotated as thrombopoietin. The record is from RefSeq and is a predicted model, not a curated record. The annotation marks the transcript as partial. Lineage: Eukaryota; Metazoa; Chordata; Mammalia; Primates; Galagidae. The transcript has 4 exons. Gene Ontology annotation, cellular component: extracellular region. Gene Ontology annotation, biological process: thrombopoietin-mediated signaling pathway; cell population proliferation; positive regulation of hematopoietic stem cell proliferation. Gene Ontology annotation, molecular function: cytokine activity; hormone activity.
CCUUUGUCUACACCUGUCUUGCUGCCUGCUGUGGACUUUAGUUUGGGAGAAUGGAAAACACAGACGGAGCAGACCAAGGCACAGGACAUUCUGGGAGCAGUGACCCUUCUGCUAGAGGGAGUGAUGGCAGCACGGGGACAACUGGGACCCACCUGCCUCUCAUCCCUCCUGGGUCAACUUUCUGGACAGGUCCGCCUCCUUCUUGGGGCCCUACAGGGCCUCCUUGGAACCCAGCUUCCUCCACAGAGCAGGACUACAGCUCACAAGGAUCCCAAUGCCAUCUUCCUGAGCUUCCAACAACUUCUCCGAGGAAAAGACUUCGGGAGUGCUGGAGACAAACUCCACUGUCUCAGCCAGAACUACUGGUUCUGGACUUCUGAACAGGAGGCAAGGACUCAAAGCCAAGAUUCCUGGUCUGCUGAACCAAACUUCCAGGUCCCUGGACCAAAUCCCUGGAUACAGGACACACAAACCCUUGAAUGGAACUCAUGGACUCUUCCCUGGACCCUCACUCAGAACUCUAGGAGACCCAGACAUUUCCCCAGGAACAUCGGAAAUAGGCUCCCUGCCACCCAGCCUCCAGCCUGGAUAUUCUCCUUUCUUGACCAAUCCACACACUGGACAGUACACACUCUUCUCUCCUUCACCUGCCUCACCUACUCCAGCAGUUCAGCUCCACGCCCUGCUUCCUGACCCUUCUGCUACCGUACCCGACUCUACCAGCCCUCUUCCAAUUGCAGCCCACCCUCACUCCCAGAAUCUGUCUCAGGAAGUGUAAGGUACUCAGGCACUGCCCACAUUAGCACUGUAUCUC